Epithele typhae is the source of this 813-nucleotide messenger RNA. RefSeq names its product mitochondrial carrier. Gene Ontology annotation, molecular function: transmembrane transporter activity. The record is from RefSeq and is a predicted model, not a curated record. NCBI's taxonomy places the organism in Eukaryota, Fungi, Basidiomycota, Agaricomycetes, Polyporales, Epitheliaceae. Gene Ontology annotation, biological process: transport. The annotation marks the transcript as partial. The transcript is spliced from 6 exons.
UUCGACACCAUCAAAACGCGACUGCAGUGCUCUCCGCCUGGAACGUACAAGAACGCCAUCGACUGCUUCCUAAAAACAAUCAGAACUGAGUCAGUUUUCGCCUUGUACAAGGGCGCUACUCCUCCUGCAGUCGGCUGGGCAGCAAUUGAUUCCGUGCUCCUGGGCUCGCUCCACAACUACCGCCUGCUCUUACUGAGGUGGGGCUUAACCGAGGCCACCUUUGGGUCGGACGCCCAGCGGCUCACUCCUCUUGGCCACGGGAUCGCCGGACUGUUCGCAGGAUGUACCAGUGCGCUGGUAGCCACGCCAAUAGAGCAUAUCAAAGUGAAGUUGCAACUACAACUCCAGCGUUCCGCUGCCGAUCGCCAGUACAGAAAUCCUAUCGACUGUAUUCGCCAGAUUGUCCGUGCGAAAGGAAUGCUCGGUCUAUGGACCGGUUUCACUGGGAGUCUCGCAUUCCGCAGCAACUUCUUCUGGAUGUUUGGAUCAGUAGAGGUGAGGACGGCCUUGAUAAGUCGUUACAACAGUCUCUCACCUAACGCAUACACAACCUUCCUCUCUGGAGGAUUCGCGUCCUUCGCCUUCUGGUUCAUGGCUAUCCCUGCCGAUAAUAUAAAAAACCGGAUGAUGGCAUCGCCUCCAAUUUUUCCAAGACCAUCCUUCAUGGGAAUGGCAAGGACAAUCUUCGCGGAAGGGGGAUACCGGGCCUUCUUUCGUGGGUUAGGGCCUACGGUUCUGCGUGCUUUCCCAGUCAAUGCGUCGGCGUUGUGGGUCUAUGAAGGCACAAUGCGGGUGAUGGGCGCAGAGAAGGUA